AUGUGGGCGACGGGCUUUCUUCUCUUGCUGCUGCUGUCGUGGCUGUCGCGGCUGUCGCGACGCCGGGCGGCGCGGCUGGAUCCGGCGGGCCGGGCCGUGCUUAUCACCGGCUGCGACAGCGGCUUCGGGCACCUGCUGGCGCUGCGGCUCCACCGUCUCGGCUUCACCGUCUUCGCCGGCUGCCUCUGCCCCGGCGGGGACGGGGGGCGGCGGCUGCAGCGGGAGGCGGCUGCCGGUCCCGGCCGCCUGCGCGUCCUGCGGCUGGAUGUCACCUGCCCCCGCGACGUGCUGGCCGCCAAGGAGCUGGUGCUGCGGCACCUGCCCCAGCCAGGUUUCUGGGGACUUGUCAACAAUGCGGGAGUAUCAACAUUUGGUGAGACAGGGUGGCUGUCUAUGGAGAAAUACGAAAAAAUGGCAGAUGUGAAUCUCCUUGGGAGCAUCAGGAUGACCCUGGCAUUUCUUCCCCUGCUAAGGAAAUACAAGGGACGUAUUGUUUUCAUGUCCAGCAUUGUUGCCUACUUUGCUCUGGGAAAUGGCAUUUAUUCUAUGACCAAGGCAGCUAUUGAAAAAUUUUGUGAUGCUCUGAGACUGGAAAUGAAAAAGUUUGGUGUCCAGGUCUCUAUUAUUCAGCCUGGAAAUUAUGCACGCUCUACAAAAAUUCAGCCACCAGUCAGUGCCGAAGAGAUCUGGAAUGAGCUCAGUGAAGAGGAAAAGGCAGUUUACAAUAAGGAGUAUGUUCAAGAGCGGGCAAACUUUUUCAACAGCAUUCUCAGGGAAGGAAGCACUAACGGUGAUGAGGUUGUAGAUGCUAUGGUAGAUGCUUUAACAUCUCCUGCACCCAAGGCACGUUACAUGGUAGCAAAGCUGAAGGAGAAAGCACUGGUGUUUGUGUGUGCUUCAUUUCCAACUGUUGUGAUGGAUUCUGUUUUGUCUUACGUCCUGAGUAAAGUAAAACUUGCAUAGCCUACAGUGCUACACCCUUAGGUCUCCCUACUCAGAACUGUCACCUUUUCAUAGGGAAUAACAAAGCCUCAUAUAAAAUUAACACAUUUUUUCUAGGUAACUUUAAUUCUCCCAUGUGGAAAAAAAAAGUAUGUCUACUUACACUGCUUUAGGUAUUGCCUAGAAAAAUGUAAUGCUGCUUCUUCUAAAGCAAUACAGGUUACUGUGUUACAGACAUGGCAGAUAUAAAAUGGAGCAUAUCCUACAGGGCAACUGCACACCUGAAAUCAUUACAGCAGACAUGAAAAUACCUUACUUGUAGGAACCCGAAUAGUAAUUUAUUAGGGGUGAUGGGAAGAGGUUAAUGGAAAAGUUAGGAAUCAGCAAUAAACCUUGAAAUACUUUGAAUGGAAUUAAGUGGCUAUAGAAAGUUAGGAAGAGUCAAAUAAUAAAGUUGUAAUGUGGAAACAAUGUCGGAGCUAACUACAGGUGUUCUGAAUAAAUUUGUUACAAAGUGAGUAUGUC
Messenger RNA from Apus apus (common swift), 1467 nucleotides. Its product is annotated as D-beta-hydroxybutyrate dehydrogenase, mitochondrial-like. The record is from RefSeq and is a predicted model, not a curated record. NCBI's taxonomy places the organism in Eukaryota, Metazoa, Chordata, Aves, Apodiformes, Apodidae. The coding region runs from base 1 to 963 and encodes 320 amino acids. The transcript has 4 exons.